UUCAGGAAUCAUCUCAUUGCCAUGAUAGGGGAAUUUGUCGGCACCUUCCUCUUCUUAUUCUUUUCCUUUGCCGGUACUCAAGUUGCCAAUACAGCUGCUUCAUCAACCAUGGGCCCGAAUGUUGGCACUCUGUUAUAUAUCAGCCUCGCCUUCGGUUUUUCAUUGGUCGUCAAUGCAUGGAUAUUUUUCCGCGUGACUGGCGGUCUCUUCAAUCCAGCCGUCACCCUCGGAAUGUUUCUGAUUGGCGCUGUGCCUGCCGUGCGUGCUGUUGUCGUGUUUAUUGCGCAGCUGCUAGGAGCCAUGGCGUCGGCAGGUGUGGUCUCUGCGGUUUUCCCAGGCCCUCUAAGAGUGGCUACCCAGUUGGGCAUGGGCACUUCCAAAUCGCGUGGAUUGUUUAUCGAAAUGUUCCUCACGGCCGAACUUGUUUUGACAAUCUUCAUGCUCGCAGCCGAAAAACACCGAAGCACAUUUAUUGCCCCAAUUGGAAUCGGGCUUUCUUUAUUUAUUGCGGAGUUGGUUGGCGUAGGCUAUACGGGUGGCUCCCUGAACCCUGCCCGUUCAUUUGGGCCUGCCGUGGUGAACCAUUCAUUUCCAGUCUACCAUUGGAUCUACUGGGUCGGACCAGGCCUGGGUUCGCUCCUGGCCUGCGGCUUCUACAAAAUGCUCAAAUCUUUGGAGUAUGAAACC
Molecule: messenger RNA, 687 nt
Organism: Xylona heveae TC161
Lineage: Eukaryota; Fungi; Ascomycota; Xylonomycetes; Xylonales; Xylonaceae
Product: aquaporin-like protein
Exons: 3
Biological process (GO): transmembrane transport
Cellular component (GO): plasma membrane
Molecular function (GO): water channel activity
Source: RefSeq, a predicted model, not a curated record